AUGGAGUCACCCUCGUCACAAGCCGGUCAGAAACGCAAGGUCGACGAUAUGAGCUCCUCCGACGAUGAAGAAGCGCGCCCGACCACCAGCUUCCGUGGCUUCGCUAGAGCCCGCGAGCGCUCCGAAUCACCUCCUGCGAUGGGUGGCUUGGGCAGCGCUGCCCGCAACCCCUGGAAUAACAUGGCCAACGCAGCGGCCGCCGCGCCGCCUACCCGAAAUGGUGGAGCAUCCCGUGGUGGAAGAGGAGGAAACUCGUUCGCCGCGCGCAUGAUGGCGAAAAUGGGGUACAAAGAGGGACAAGGUCUAGGUACGAGCGGCCAGGGUAUUGUCAACCCGAUUGAAGCGCAGGCACGACCACAAGGUGCUGGUUUAGGUGCUGUGCGGGAGAAGACCAAGCAAGCACGCAAUGAAGAGAAAAGAGAAGCUGCGCGCCGAGGCGAGUCGAUCGAAGACAGCUCCGAUGAAGAGAAAGAACGGCGGCGCAAGAAGAAGCUGGAGCGCAAGACGGGAAGCCGGAGUGGAACUGGCACUCCAGCACCGCGACCGAAGCCCAAAUUCCGAACCGCGCGGGAAAUAGAGGAUGAUAUGGAAGGGCUCGAAGUGCCGAAUGUCCUCAAGUCACUCAUCGAUGCGACUGGAAAGGAACAACGUGUCUUGACUUCGACGGCUGGUUUGAUGGCAUCGCAGGAGUUUGUCAGCCAGGGAGAAGGAGAUGCAAUCAAAAUUGCACGGCGUGCUCGGACCGACCUCGAAGCCUUUGCGGACGAAUGGAAGGGAUUGACCGAGAGGAAGAAAUUCAUCGAGAUUGAGGAGGCCCAGGUAGUGGACGAGUUGGAUGCAUAUCAAGCUCAAGUCAAUCAUCUUACCGGGCUGAUCGCCGCCGUGGAAGAGCUGGAUAUCUUCGAACACGACGAAAACAUUGCAUCCAAAUUUAAUGAGAUGACCGAAAAGAUCGAAGCCAUGGAGUCCAAGUACCAUGACGUCAGGGAUAAAUACCGACUAGCAGAAGCAGCAGUCGCUGCUAUGCACCCGCUCUUCCGGCAGGCAAUGGAAGAGUGGGAGCCUCUCCAGGAUCCAAGCUUUCUCGUGCCCAAUCUUACCCGUCUUCAACCUAUUCUUUCUCGCCGGCCCGAGAACGGAGAAGUUCAACAGCGAUCAUCUACCUCGCCUUACGAAACAAUGAUAUACACUCUCUGGCUACCACGAGUGCGCUCAGCACUUCUCAACGAUUGGGAUGUCUACGACCCGAACGUAGCGACCGCUCUGGUCGUUGCUUGGAAACCCAUUGUUCCAUCCUUUGUAUUUGCAAACCUCAUCGAUCAAUUGGUGGUCCCGAAGCUCAGUGGAGCCCUGAGGAAGUGGAAACCGAGGAGCAGCCGACGACAUCCAUCUCAGCAGGAUGGAAAGUUUCCCUGGUGGCUCUUCACAUGGCUGCCAUAUCUGGGUGAUCGGCACACCAACUCUAAGCAGCCUACGGGUCUUAUGUCCGAUACUAAGAGGAAGUUCCGCGUGGUAUUAGACACAUGGAGUCUGCGUCGAGGUCUCAUUAACGGCAUUGAGCUGUGGCGGGACGCACUCGGCAGUGAAUUUGACGUUUGUCUGCGCAAUCACCUGCUCCCACGACUGGCCCGUCACCUCCGCGAGGACUUUACCGUGAACCCUCAAGACCAAGACUUGAAAGCACUCGAGGAUGUACUUCGUUGGAAGGACUUCUUCAAACCCAACGUGAUGGGCCUGCUACUGGUCUCCGACUUUUUCCCGAAGUGGCAUGAGAUCCUAUACAUUUGGCUCACUAACGACCCCAACUAUGAGGAGGUUGGCGAAUGGUUCUCCUGGUGGCAGACCCAGAUCCCAAAGGGGGUCAACGAGCUGGCCAUUGUCGAGGACGAGUGGAACAAGGGUCUACAGACCAUGAACCUCGCCGCGGAACUCGGCGGCCGCGCUGCCGCCGAGCUUCCACGCCCUACCGUAAAUGGGCGGACCGCGCUUCCUACCCGAGAAGACGCCGUGGCAGAAGCUGCUGCAGCGGCAAGCACAGCGGCUCCCGCACCUCAGGCGAAGCCUGCCAUCGUGGAGGAAAUUGCAUUCAAGGACAUUGUGGAAAACUGGUGCGUGGAGCAGGGCCUUAUUAUUCUGCCUUUGCGCGAGGCACAUCCGCAGAAUGGACAUCCUCUAUUCCGCAUCACGGCCAGUGCCACUGGCAAAGGUGGAGUGGUGGCAUACUUGCACGGCGAAGUGGUGUGGGUGCAGAAUAAGAAGGCCAAGGAUGUCUGGGAGCCGAUGGGCCUGGAAGACUCCCUGGUUGAGCGCGCCGAGGGGCGAUAG
This is a messenger RNA of Penicillium canariense, 2325 nucleotides long. RefSeq names its product putative G-patch domain protein (TFIP11). Gene Ontology annotation, molecular function: nucleic acid binding. NCBI's taxonomy places the organism in Eukaryota, Fungi, Ascomycota, Eurotiomycetes, Eurotiales, Aspergillaceae. The record is from RefSeq and is a predicted model, not a curated record. Gene Ontology annotation, biological process: spliceosomal complex disassembly. The coding region runs from base 1 to 2325 and encodes 774 amino acids. The transcript has a single exon. Gene Ontology annotation, cellular component: U2-type post-mRNA release spliceosomal complex.